GGAGGGAGGGAGAGAGAGAGAGAGAGGGAGAGAGAGGGAGAGAGAGAGAGAGAGAGAGAGAGAGAGAGAGAGAGAGAGAGAGAGAGAGAGAGAGAGAGAGGGAAGUAGGGAGAGAGAAAGAGAGGGAGAGAGAAAGAAAGCGAGAGGGAUAGAGAGUGAUAGAGAGAGGGAGAGAAAGAGAGAGAGAGAGAGAGAGAGAGAGAGAGAGAGAGAGAGAGAGAGAGAGAGAGAGAGAGAGAGAUGAGGAGAGAGUGGGUUUGGCAAUACAAGCCACCGCCAUAAGGAGGGAGCCAGAAGCACAGCGUGUGUGUGUGUGUGGCUGUGAGCGUGUGUAUGCUUGUGCUUGUCUGCCUUAACACCCUGCGCAUGUAGAAGGGAUGGAGACACGGCUGGCGGAAGGAGCUUCUGGGACGACGCGCAGCGCGGAGGAAGCCAGGGUGGGAGACUGAGCCAGCAGCACAAGGUGUGACGGAGAGCCAGGCACAGCCAGAGGAGAGAGAGAGAGAGAGAGAGAGAGAGAGAGAGAGAGAGAGGGACGUGACGUACCAACCCCAGCAUCCAUCUUACCUAGCCAUCCCACCUCUGUCGACUCCUGCCCCCCCGUCCCUUCUCCUCCACCCGGGAUACAAAGGCUCUCCGCCGUCCGUCCGUCCGUCCUUCCGUCCGUUCCCUUCUGUCCUGGCCCCAGCGGUGCUGUGGUCGUCGGUGUCACGCCUGGUACGCUCCGCGCGGGGCUGAGAGCGUCGGACGGGGAGGUGAUUUAACCGGCGGAAUAACAAGAGGAGUGCGCAGGUCGCUGGACCAUCGGCGUCUCAGAGGCCACGGGAGCGAGCGUCACUGCAGGAUCAGCACCCAGGGAGGCAUCCUCCUGGACGGGCGAUAAGAGCCCCUCGCUCCAGUGGGAGGGUCUCAGGGUCAAGCAGCCCUCCACUCCCAUCCCUCCUUAAGGAGGCUGGCUGGCUGACAAGCAGGAGGGGGAGGCGCUCCGCCGUAGCUCCUCUGGAACGUUCCAGAAUAACCCUCCCUCCCACAAAUAAAACAUCUUAUCAGCGGUCAAGUCAGCACCAGGGUCAUUGUGGGUCAUAGGACCACAGCGGGAGCGGUUGCCCUUUUCUGUGACAAACGUACACACACACACACGUACACACACCACACCGUUGGCUGAAACUAGGAAGGAAGUGCUGGUUCUUCUCCCUGUUUCUCUAGACCGCAGGACGUGUGAGCCAACGCGCGUCGAACUCAGACCUUCUACAACUUCUAUUUAUUCCGUUCGGUUUGCCAAACUGGGAAAAGUCCACCCAGGACUCCAGUCCCCUAUAUAUGUAUAUGUGAAGAUCUAUAUUAUCAUAAGAUAAAUGUUAGAUUAAGAUAAUCUGGUGUGAUCACUGAGUGAGGAGUAUAUCUUUGUUUGUGAGCGGAAAUAUCUUCAUAUCGUGUCUUUGUGUAUUAGAUAUACAUAUCUGCUAUUAAUCUAUGUUUGAGCACAUUACACAACGCACAAAGGAUUCUGUGUGCACCAAACAAACGAAUAAGCUAAGCUCAUAAGCUAAGUGCUCAACACGGCCGCAGCGACCGGAGCUGGACUCGCGGCGCGGUGGUGCUAGCGCCGCAGAACCAGGGGUGCUGAAACCACUGAGGUACUCUGGUCUUGGUCCUCACUCCUGACCCCCCCUCUCACCAAGACCACCCCCCUCCCCCUCCAGGUCUUUACCAUCAAGACCGCCGCUCAAAGUCAAUAACAACAACCACAACAACAACAACAACAACAACAACAACGAGAUAAAGCCACCCCAACAGACAGAACCAUGGAUAGAAGCAUACGUCCCCACGUUCCUUCCAAUGGCUGACCACCAGACCCCCAGUCCACCUCCCAGCCAGUAGGGCGCAGUCCUCCCACCCCCCGUAUCGACUCCAGCCACCGACCCCCUCCAGCCGGUCCUCCUCCACCUAUCUUCCAGUCCUUCAAGACCUCCGACCACCGCCCCUCCCCCCCCCCCCUCCACCCCCGUCCCCCGCCCAGGGGGGAAGGUGCAUGUCGUGCCUGCGUCGGCAGGCCAUCAGCCUCCCCAUGGACACCGUCAAGAUCCUCCCGUCGGAGAAGUUCCCCCGGGAGUGCCCGCCGGGGACCCCCGUCACCCGGCCGCGCUUCACCCCGCCCCCCCGGGUCGCGUGGGACGGCGGGGGCGGCUGCGGGGAGGGGCAGAUCAUCGUGAACCAGGCCUGCGGCGACCUGGCGGCCCGGGAGCUGCCGCCGGCGCUGCCCGUGCUCCGCAGGGAGGCGGGCUUCCUGGCGGCACAGCGCAAGGCCAGCGCCGGCGAGAUCUGCUACCACCAGUUCCACUACAAGAUGGACGACGUCAUCGUGAACCAGUACGUGCUGCGCUCCUCCUCCACCUCGUCCUCGGCCUCCUCGGCCUCCUCCGCCUCCUCCUCCUCGUCCGCCUCGUCCGCCUCCUCCGCCUCGGGGCCCGUCAUGCCCUGCGAGCCGCUGGACUGCCCCACCUGCGGCCACGCCUACAACUUUGCGGGCAAGCGGCCGCGCAUCCUGUCCUGCCUGCACUCGGUGUGCGAGGAGUGCCUGCAGAUCCUCUACGAGUCCUGUCCCAAGUACAAGUUCAUCUCCUGCCCCACGUGCCGCCGCGAGACCGUGCUGUUCACCGACUACGGGCUGGCCGCCCUGGCCAUCAACACCAGCAUCCUGAGCCGGCUGCCGCCCGACCCCAACGGCCCGGUGCAGUGGGGCGGCGAGGCGGACCGCAGCUGCUACCAGACGGUGCGGCAGUACUGCCAGUCCGCCUGCACCUGCCACGUGGCCAACCCGCUGUCCACCUGCGGCAUCAUGUGAGGCUUUGGAGGGCUUUGGGAGGGGGAGGCCGGCUUCUUCACGAUUCCCCCACCUGCUCAAAAAAAAAAGGGUCCAUCCCGGGCUCGUUUGCUCCGCCCCCCUCCCCCACGUCGUGUCAGCGUCCUCAACAUGCGUGAACCCCCGCCGUGCCCCCCCAUCCCCCCACCCCUCCCCCAAUCCACUGAUGUAUCUAUUAUAUAUAUUGAAUAGCACACAGGAGGGGUUUAUGUUGGAGGGACACGUGAUGGAGGGGAGCUCGGAGGGUCACAUGAUGGAUGGACACAUGAUGGAUGGACAGAUGAUGGACACAUGAUGGACACAUGAUGGACACAUGAUGGAUGGACACAUGAUGGA
Molecule: messenger RNA, 3199 nt
Organism: Gadus macrocephalus (Pacific cod)
Lineage: Eukaryota; Metazoa; Chordata; Actinopteri; Gadiformes; Gadidae
Gene: rnf208
Product: ring finger protein 208
Exons: 3
Coding region: 2033-2845 (270 amino acids)
Biological process (GO): protein ubiquitination
Molecular function (GO): ubiquitin protein ligase activity
Source: RefSeq, a predicted model, not a curated record